This is a messenger RNA of Fraxinus pennsylvanica, 1269 nucleotides long. Lineage: Eukaryota; Viridiplantae; Streptophyta; Magnoliopsida; Lamiales; Oleaceae. The record is from the annotation of a GenBank genome assembly.
AUGCUUUCGGUGUAUCUUUAUGGUAAGCGGAUCCCGUUGAAGAAACUUACGACAGAUUCAACUGUACCAUUUCAUUUUCUUCACAAAGAUGGAUUGAUUUUUAAUCCAAAUUUAUUAGAAUGCUGUAAAAAUCAAUUCUUUAUCAAUUUCUGUAGUCUUGCGGAUUUGAGUUCACCCGAGUUAGACUCAAGAACUGCUUCUUCUGCAGCUAAAACAAAACCUAAAUUUGCGAAGAAAUUAGCAAAAGAGAGUUCGUAUACGAUUUCUUAUUUGAUAAAUUCAUGUGGGCUGUCUCCAGAGAAGGCUAUCUCUGUUUCUGAGAAAGUGCAUUUUGAAACCCCAGAGAGACCCAAUUCUGUGCUUACCUUUUUAAAGAAACAUGGGUUUAGUAGUACCCACAUUGCUAAUCUUGUUAGGAAAAGGCCUGAGCUUCUUUUAUCCAAUCCUGAGAAAACCCUUCUGCCCAAGCUUGAAUUUUUCAAAUCUAUUGGAUUUUCAAACGAUAGCCUUGGGAGCACCAUCUCCAGAGACCCUACUUUAUUGGUGAGAAGCUUAGAAAAUCAUAUUAUUCCCAACUAUAAUUUUCUGAAGAGCGUGCUUUUGACUGAUGAAAAAGUUUUGGCUGCUAUGAAGCGAACAUCAUGGAUUUUUCUAGAGAAUCCUGCGAAGAAUCUUGUUCCAAAUAUCACGGUUUUGAAGGAACUUAGUGUCCCACAAUCAUGCAUCAUACUGCUAUUGACGCAUUUUCCGGAGGCCAUAAUGCAAAAAAGUGACGAGUUUGGAGCCUCUGUUUCUAAGGUGGUGGAAAUGGGAUUCAAUCCUUUGAAAUCAUUGUUUGUAUUGGCAUUGCAUGCAAUUUCAGGAAAAGGGAAAACAUGGGCUCAGUGUUAUAAGACUUAUAGUAAAUUGGGUUGGUCGAAGGAUGAUAUCUACACGGCAUUUAGAAAACACCCGAAUUGCAUGAUCAUGUCGGAGAAGAAGAUCUCUAAAACAAUGGACUUUCUGGUUAACAAGAUGGGGUGGGAGUCCAAAAUGAUUGCAUCGUGUCCGGCAGUUCUCUUCUUCAAUUUGGAGAAUAGGACAAUUCCGAGGUGCUCCACCGUUCGGUUUUUGAUCUCCAGGGGAUUUAUUAAGAAAGAUGUGAAAUUGAGUACUGUGUUGAUUCCUAAAGAGAAAUCUUUCUUAGAAAAGUUUGUGACCAAAUAUGAGAAGCAAGUACCUAGACUAUAUGAUUUUUACCAAGGGAAGAUUGGCAUUGAGGAAUUGUGA